UGACCCUCUCCAAUAAAUAAGGUCCAGCGAUGCCCUCCGACUCAGCAGCCUCCCAGCCCCGCCAGGCAAGAAGAAGAGCCAGGAGCAGCCCCGCAGCCCUCGCCCCAGCAGACCAGCACCAUGCGCUUCCUUCUCGCAGCCUGCUGCUUCUUUGCUGUCAUUGCCCUCUUCCUGGAGGCCUUCCCACUGGGUGAUUCUUCUGGAGAAGAGGAAGAUUCGGACUCUGAGUCCUUGUUCCAAACUUUGCCCAAUGGAGAGGCCUUGAAGCGCGCUUGCCAAGGCUUGAUCUGGAGGCUCCGGGCCACAGCAGCCCGGUGGAAAGAGCAGCUUUGUAAGGAGCAAAAUGUGUGCAAAGGUAGCAUGGAAAUGAUGGUGCAGAAUAAUCUCCAUCUUCCAAAGAUCACUCCUGAAGAUGGAUGUUCUCAUACAGGAUUCCAAAAGGAGGCAUGCUUGAGAAGACUUUCAAGUAGCCUUUAUGCAUAUAGGGCAUACUUGGAAUACAUAGAUGAUACUUUUAGCAAGAGUGAAGAAGGGGCUGGAUCUCUUUGGCCAAUAACACAGCAACUAGCAGAUAACUUGAAAUCAAUGAUCAGCGAUCCUGACACUGUAACUGUGCCGCCUCCUGUCACUCAGGAUAUGAUUUCUGCAAAACUGCGUGAACAAAUAGGUUGGAAUAUUACAGUUAUCAAGCACCUCAUACUUCAAGAUUUUACUUCAUUUAUGGAGAAAACUGCAAGAGCUUUUCGCCUACUAUGAAUGGCCAGUUUUUACCUGAAUGUUUUAAAUCAGGCACAUCAGUUCUCAGAAUAUCUGUGGUAAAACAGAUGGCAUUGUUGUUCUCUUUGAGAACCUGUUCCUCUUUAAGGGGGUAUAUACCAAUCUAUUUAUAAUAUUUAAUAUAUUUAUUGAAUUUAUAUAUUUUUAUUCGGAAAACUUUGUGAUAAUUUAAAAUAGAAUCUGCCUAACAGAUUUUGGUGCACUGAAUAUUUAACUUGAAAAUAUGACAUAAGAAUAUUUAUCUAUUUUAUUUUAUAAACUAUUUAAAGAAGAAUAUUGUGUCCACAUUUCCUGGUAGUGUUACUGAAUUGUAUUGUAUUACCA
Messenger RNA from Sceloporus undulatus (fence lizard), 1101 nucleotides. RefSeq names its product interleukin 6 (gene IL6). Gene Ontology annotation, cellular component: extracellular region. Bases 121 to 756 code for a protein of 211 amino acids. Lineage: Eukaryota; Metazoa; Chordata; Lepidosauria; Squamata; Phrynosomatidae. The transcript is spliced from 5 exons. Gene Ontology annotation, biological process: positive regulation of cell population proliferation; T-helper 17 cell lineage commitment; immune response. Gene Ontology annotation, molecular function: cytokine activity; interleukin-6 receptor binding; growth factor activity. The record is from RefSeq and is a predicted model, not a curated record.